UGUUCCACACUCCGGAGCAGAAGGUGGCGGUAAUGCACCUAAUUACGCUGGUUGCCAGCCGCCGUUAAAAACCAAGAAGAAGAAGAGAAGAAGAAGAAGAAGAAGAAGAAGGCCUCGAUGUCGCCGAAAGAGAAAUAUUUAAUCGUUCUUAAGAGUGAUUUAUAAUUAUAAUAUAAGUGUAAGAGCCUGUAAUAAUAACUAUAAUGUCUCGGUACAUGAGACCGCCGAACAGCUCUCUGUUCGUCCGCAAUAUUUCCGACGAGUCCCGACUGUGUACCGGCGUCCCGUUCUGGAGCCCGGCACAAAGACACAGUUAAAGAGACGUGUAGAGUAGGACUAAAAGACAAGCCGCCUCAAGAAAGAAAGAAAGACGGCUGCUUGCAGAGAGACAGAGUGUGAAAGCAAAGAAUAUUAAAGCUUCAAGACACAAAGAGGCAUUAUGGGGCCGAGACGAGCGGCGGCUCCAGGUUAAAGAGCGUAAAGAUGACUCCAGUAUCCUCCAUGGUUCAGGACACAAGCGUAAUCUGAGUCAUGUGAUGUGAGGUGAACGUGUUCGGUUAGACCCUUAACAGCGCAGCACGUUUGAGGACGUCCGGGACGCAGAGGAUGCCCUGCACAAUCUGGACAGGAAGUGGGUGUGUGGACGGCAGAUCGAGAGGGCGACCGCAAGAGUGAGUGCUGACCCGCUCUGAGAUGAGGAGUGUUUCUGGGACGCCUGUGACUGACCUGUGUGUGUUCCUCAGCGCCGGGCCAGAUGAAGUCCAAGGAGCGUCAGUCGCCCCGCAGUCACUCACGAUACGAGGAGUACGAGCGGCGCAGACGCAGGUCACGCAGACGAUCCCCGAGCCCUCGAGACAGAUCCAGAGGAAGCAGACGCAGCCGCAGCCGAGAACACGAGCGGUACGAGCUCAACUAACCCUACACAACACGACGUCUACAGCUGGAAGAUCCUUCCGGAAACAUACACCAGAGCUUCACUGCAGAAGAAGCUCAUUCUCUGUAAACCUGUUCUCAACGGCAGUCCUCGCACCCCACUGCUCUCCAUAUUUAGGACAUCUCUCUUUAACACCCCUGAUUAUCAGCUCAUUAGCAGUGAUCUCCGUCCAUCAACUGUGUUCCCAUUGUUCAUUGCUCCCUACUCCCUGAGCAGGUGAGAUCUGCUGACGUUCUCCUCACUUCUGAACAUUGAUUCACUGAUUUGUGCUGCGCAGCGUCUUUACACAUCUCAUACCUCUGUAAAUACAACAAUUUAAAUUCACGUCUCGCACAGUUCAGUGCACUUUGAAACAUACGUUCGCUUUGAUCUGGAAUCAUGGCAGAUUAUCCUGAGAUGUCCACUUCGCAGGGCACUUGCGUUCGAGUAGAACAAACGUCUGAAGCGCUAAGAGAAACGCUGAAAAUGUGCGAGCAUCGGUGCGCGAGGACUGAACGGAGAACCGCUGCUGUAAACACUGACGUGCUCAGUUACUCAGUGUGAGGUGAUGCUUGUUAGAAUGUGGAAGCUGUUUUCUACACUUUCACUAUUACACCGCAAUCGGUUUCCUAACACUGAACUGAAUUUCUAGUUUGUUUAGAAAUAUAAAAGUUAGGUUUCUUGGAGUGGCUCUGUUGCCUUUUUUCUUUGUGGUGGAAACUGUUACUGAACAAGCAGAAGUGAAUCUUCCACAUAGAAACCCUGAAAACAAAAUCAUUUUUUGAAGUUAUUACCAGGACUGAAAAAACAGUGAAAGCAGAAAAAGAUGAACCCUUUAUUUUACAGACAUUGUUCGUGCUUGAAGGACCUCUGUUUAUAUCGAUGAUGAAUGCAGUGUGUGUGUGUGUGUGUUGUAAUUCUGGUGCGUGGUCAUGUGACUCCUGCAGGCACCGGGCGUCUGGGCGUAACCCCCCCCCGCUCCCGGAGCCCCUCCCACUCGAGGAGCAGGGGCGGAGCUCGAACCCGCUCCAGGUCCAGGUCCAGGUCUCCCAGCGAGCUCCACACAGAGACCCAGGACACCGCUGCAGAAGAGAAGACACAUGAGCGCUCCCCGUCCCGCUCCGGGUCCCGCUCGCGCUCUUGGGCCGGACACAAGUCCUGGGGGCAUUAGAUCCACACAUGAGCCUCAGGGGCGACUGGAUGGGUCAGUUUGGGGCAGAAGGUCAUGAACCUGCUCAUUUCUUUUAAUAAGGAGAGGGAUUUCAGUUUCUGUUAAAGUGUUAGCAUUGAAGACAUCUGUGUGGUUUCGUUUACAAGCUGUGCAGAGCGAGAGAUGUCAAUCACAUCAAUAUUUUUUCAGAUAUUGUUAAGUUGACCAGUAAUGGCCCUCCAUUUGAAACGGUCUUCCAUGUGUGUCUCGAACCCGUUUAUUGUGAAGUCUGCAGGCCUUUUACAUGUAACCUCAGAAUGAAAUAAAUUUCCUGUGCAUCAGUAUGUUGUCGUUUUGAUUUAAUUUUAUUAUUUCAUAAUUAGAUCUUGAUUUUGAAGGAAUUAUGUUGAUUUAGCUCCAUCCUGACUUAUUAAAUUGUUAUUAUGAAUCUAGUUUCUUAAACUUUGUCAUGCACACCCCUUCAUGUCCUUCCAUCGGAUCACCAGUCACACCGCGAGGACAUUAAAGCACCCUUUCUGGUUCCCAAAGAGCCGUUCAGCCGUUUAAUCAACAUUUUAACAAACCUUUUUAAUCUUUUGUGGUUGGAAAUUUUGUCGGUCAGUGUAGGACUGUCAGACAGAGGAAGAUAUUUGAAUGUUUUUGAAUGAUAUUUAAAUAUUUAACAUUUUUUUAUAACAAGUAGAAAUAUAAUUUUUUGUGUUCUAUAGAAGAAUGACACAAGGGGAAUCAUUAAUAGCCUCUAACACGUUGUCGUAAAUCCCAGUCUGUCACAGAAACUUGAUUCUGUCCUGUGUUUUGAGUGUCAUGUUUUCUACAUGAGUGCCCUUUGACACGUGUCUGACCCUGAUGUGACCCUUCAGCGUCAGAUGAUCGUUGUUUGCGUGUAAGUGAACAGCUGCUCAUGUACAAGAGUGACAAAUCAAUGAACCUGCUCGCACGCCACCGAAACCAUCCCACAAUGCACUGCCUCACAGGACCCCCCCAGCCAUUCUCUGGCCAUCGAUUCUUCAGUGAUGGGUUUAGAAACAUCGACAGACGUCGAGCUUGAGGGGAGAUCUGGGAUUGGAUUCUGAGAGAGCAGUUCAUGUAUGAAAUUGGACAUGACUGACUGAUCGUUAAUCAGGAUAAUAAGCAUCGACUGAUGGAGAACGCACUCGUGUGGAUCUCAGGAGUGUUGAGGAACAGCAGAACCCGUCUCUUCACCUAACAGCUGGACUUCAUUAAUAAUCCAUAAUUGCUUUGUGAGUUAUGUGAUCGCAGCAGUGCUGUCUCACUUCAUCAGGACAGUAGAGACUGGUUUGGUCCAGAUGACCUGCAGGCCUUUACAGCAGCACGCAAACAAAUCACAUUGAUUACUUUGGCCGGGGUAUAAAGUUAGCAGCGACCUAGAUCCUCAAACCACACUAUCCUCUUUCAGAGAACUGUUAGAUGUUUUUUGAUCAUGCCUCCAGUGUGAUCAACACUUAACCCUCAUUCACCAUUUUUAUAUCUUUUAGAAAAGUGACUAAUUCGAACGGUGAGUACAGAGCUAUUUAGUAUUUCUUGUCUGUGAAAUCUGGUGUGGAUGUGGAGAAGUGAGUGACUCCUGCUGUCGUCCGUCUGCAGCGGCAGUGAUGUCUGUGUGAGGAUGGGCGACUGGAACUUUCUGGGAGGGAUUCUGGAGGAGGUUCACAUCCACUCCACUAUGGUGGGGAAGAUCUGGCUCACCAUCCUCUUCAUCUUCCGUAUGCUGGUGCUGGGUGUGGCGGCCGAGGACGUGUGGAACGACGAGCAGUCCGACUUCAUCUGUAACACGGAGCAGCCCGGCUGCCGAAACGUCUGCUACGACCACGCCUUCCCCGUCUCGCUCAUCCGCUACUGGGUCCUGCAGGUCAUCUUCGUCUCCUCGCCCUCGCUGGUCUACAUGGGCCACGCCAUCUACCAGCUGCGUGCCCUGGAGAAGGAGCGUCACUGCAAGAGAGUGGCUCUCCGGCGCGAGCUGGAGACGAUGGAGGCGGAGCUGGUGGAGGCUCGGCGGCGGGUGGAGCGGGAGCUGAGGCAGCUGGAGCAGGGCAAGCUGAACAAGGCUCCGCUCCGGGGCCCGCUGCUGCAGACCUACCUGGCACACAUCGUGACCCGCUCCGUGGUGGAGGUGGGCUUCAUGACGGGACAGUACCUGCUGUAUGGACACCACCUGGAGCCUCUGUACAAGUGUGAGCGGGAGCCGUGUCCCAACGUGGUGGACUGCUUCAUCUCACGACCCACAGAGAAGAGCGUCUUCAUGGUGUUCAUGCAGGGCAUCGCCGCCGCGUCCCUGUUCCUCAGCCUGCUGGAGAUCCUGCACCUGGCCUACAAGAAACUGAAGAAGGGGCUUCUGGACUACUAUCCUCACCUGAAAGACGACCUGGGCGACUACUACGGUGCCAAGAAGAACUCUGUGGUGCAUCAGGGUCGGAGAGCCACCAUCCCGACGGCACCCAGCGGAUUCGCUCCGCUCCUGGAGAAACAGGGUAACGGACCCACAUACCCCGUGCUCAUUAACCCCUCGUCUGCGUUUGUGCCCAUCCAGGGCGUGUCGGACGUGCAGCGGGAGAACAAGGAUGUCGUUCCCAGUCUGCUGGAACACAACAGCAACUCCAACAACCCCUGCAGCGAGACUCGUUCCCCUGUUGUGCACACACGGUUCCCGCCGGAGCCCGAGAGCGCAGGCUUCAGCAGUCUCCUGAUAGCAGACGCACGCAAGCAGCGGCGAGUCAGUCCGGCCUGGAACUGCAGCACGGUGGUGGAAGGGAACGUCUCGGACAGCGGAGACCUGAGGAGAUCCGGCGGGACACACACACCGGACUCUGAGCCCAGCUCCGGCUCACGGCAGCACGGUUCUGUAGAGAGUCCCAGCUUCUCUCCCAAUCGCCAACGAACUUCACUGACGAGCAGCAGCAGACGAGCAGCCAGCGACCUGCAGAUCUGAGCCUCUGUUCUCUUUAGUCUUAAUCUGAGAGAUGGUUCACCCAAAAAUGAUCAUUCUGUCAUCAUUUACUCAGUCUCAUGUAUGCAUUUCCUUCUUGUAUUGAACAUAUAUUUUGAAGAAUGUGUGUAACCAAUUUUUGGUUGUAUUCAACAGAAGAAAGAAGCUGAAAUUAUAUGAAAUAUGUUAAUGGUGACAGAAUGAUAAUUUUAAAGUGAACUAUCCUUUUGAAAACAAGGAUUGAAGCUUUAUUUACAGAUGGGAGGAAUCGUGACUGUAUAUUGUUGGGUUUCGUAUUUAUAGAUGUUUUUACUAGCUCAAACCGUCUCUAACAGACACAUAUCUGAGUGUCUGUGUUGAUGUGCGCAGUGGUCUCGGCACAUAACGGCCUGGAAGAGAUGCUUUACAAAAGGAAGUCUCAUUUUAAAGACUUAUUUUGAUGAAAAUAGUAUCUACAUUAUUUAUAUGUAGAGUUAUGAUGUUUUAAUACACAAGUAUUGCAGUGAGGCUGUAAAUAGCAUCCACCGGCACACAGUCGAGUGCAACAGUUUGUAUAAGCUUGCACAAUCUAUGCAGGGAUAAAAUAUCUUUGUUGUUGUUAAAUAUGUAUCUCUCAGAUUCUGUAAGCGUUGUACAAACCCAUGCACCGAAAUUUGUGCAUUAAGACAAAGAUGGGGAUUACUAUAAUCCAGUGCAUUGGUCACAAAGUUGCCGUUUCACCUUCUUGUGAUGGACAUCUGGAGAUCUGACAAUUAAUUUGAUUUAUUCCUAGCACCAUUUUAUUUUAUUCUUCUAAUAGAAACACAGAAUUAUGUUAUGCACUUGAGGUUAUUUAGUAGGAUAUGGCUGUUACACAAAUGCAACUGUUAAACCUGCAUUAAAGUUUUGGAUUGCUACUGAUCUGUGAAGGGUUUUGUGGAAGAAAGAGAUCACAUAUGUUAGUGUAGGGGAGCGUACAGUUAUAAACCAAACAUCAGGUGUUGUCUUAAUGAAGACCAGGAGUCACAGAUUCAUUCAAUUAAUAAUACAUUUAGUGAAGAGAAUAGUUUGUGGUUUCAUCAGCUGUGACACGAUGGAGUUCGUAGUGCAUUCAAAAUCAACAAUUCGACUCUUGACGGAGGAUGCUAUUUGUGUCAAUGUGAAAUUCUGAUUGGUUACAAAACCUAGAGAAAGUUUUCACCUAUGGACAUAAGCUUGAAGCAUAUCUUCUGAUGACUAUUUUGGUGACAAUUGUUCAUCAGAUACGUAUAUCUGAUACGAUGGACAUCGGCAGUGUAAUAUAUAUGAAAUAAUAUCAAAAGGAAGGCUAAGGUCAGGGCGG
Messenger RNA from Carassius auratus (goldfish), 6349 nucleotides. It is a transcript of the gene gja9b, whose product is annotated as gap junction protein alpha 9b. Gene Ontology annotation, molecular function: gap junction channel activity. Bases 3712 to 5031 code for a protein of 439 amino acids. NCBI's taxonomy places the organism in Eukaryota, Metazoa, Chordata, Actinopteri, Cypriniformes, Cyprinidae. The transcript has 4 exons. The record is from RefSeq and is a predicted model, not a curated record. Gene Ontology annotation, biological process: cell-cell signaling. Gene Ontology annotation, cellular component: connexin complex.